This is a messenger RNA of Dalotia coriaria, 3599 nucleotides long. It is a transcript of the gene KaiR1D, whose product is annotated as Kainate-type ionotropic glutamate receptor subunit 1D. Bases 258 to 2822 code for a protein of 854 amino acids. NCBI's taxonomy places the organism in Eukaryota, Metazoa, Arthropoda, Insecta, Coleoptera, Staphylinidae. Gene Ontology annotation, molecular function: transmitter-gated monoatomic ion channel activity involved in regulation of postsynaptic membrane potential; glutamate receptor activity. The record is from RefSeq and is a predicted model, not a curated record. The transcript is spliced from 17 exons. Gene Ontology annotation, cellular component: plasma membrane; postsynaptic density membrane. Gene Ontology annotation, biological process: monoatomic ion transport; modulation of chemical synaptic transmission; synaptic transmission, glutamatergic.
CCAGACUGUGCGCGUUCACUCAAUAUUCCACCGCUCGCUCGCCGGCCCCGGUGUGGUGGCGGCAGCAAAACGGCAAACACGCCUCGCGCGUCAAUAUUCCAUUCUCUCGCGAAUAGUUUUACAAUAAACAUUAGAUUUACACUCAAAUACGACUUAACCGUAAACAUUACAUAACCUCAAAUUAAAACUAGUGUGUUUAUAGUGUUUUCCUGACUAGUUAUCAAUAUAAAUGCGUGUUUAAUAUCAGAUGUGCGGAAAUGGAGGUGCGGAUUAGCAUUGUGGUUGCACUCGUCACACUUUGUGUUUACGUGAGUGGACUACCAGAUGUCAUCAGAAUCGGUGGUCUUUUUCAUCCGGCUGACGACAAGCAAGAGGUGGCAUUCCGGUAUGCGGUGGAGAAGAUCAACAACGACAGGACAAUCCUGCCACGUUCGAAGCUGAGCGCACAAAUCGAGCGCAUGUCGCCGCAGGAUAGUUUUCACGCCUCGAAGAAAGUCUGUCAUUUACUGCGUUCGGGGGUGGCGGCAAUCUUUGGCCCCCAGUCGGCGCACACAGCCUCCCACGUGCAGAGCAUCUGUGACACAAUGGAGAUCCCGCACCUGGAGACCCGCUGGGACUAUCGGCUGCGGCGCGAAAGUUGCCUAGUCAAUCUCUACCCGCAUCCGACCACUUUAUCCAAGGCUUACGUCGAUUUGGUGAAGGCGUGGGCCUGGAAAUCUUUCACAAUCAUCUACGAAAACAACGAAGGGUUGGUACGCCUGCAGGAACUCCUCAAAGCGCAUGGUCCGUAUGAGUUUCCAAUCACUGUGAGGCAAUUGGGAGAAGGAUCUGAUUAUCGCCCAUUAUUAAAGCAGAUUAAAAACUCAGCCGAAUCGCAUAUUGUCCUUGAUUGUUCCACGGAGAGAAUCUACGAUGUGCUUAAACAAGCACAACAAAUCGGCAUGAUGAGUGAUUACCACAGCUACUUGAUAACGUCGCUGGACUUGCACGGCGUAGACCUGGAGGAGUUCAAGUACGGCGGGACGAACAUCACCGCCUUCCGGCUGGUGGACCCCGAAGGCCCGGACGUUAAGCGGAUUGUGCGAGAUUGGUCGUUGGGCGACGGCCGGCGCAAAACUGAUAGCAAUUUGGAUAAUAAUACGUUUGUUAAAGCGGAAACUGCAUUAAUGUACGAUGCAGUCCACUUGUUCGCGAAAGCUCUGCACGAUUUGGACACCAGCCAACAGAUUGACAUUAAACCACUGAGUUGCGACGCGCUGGAUACCUGGCCGCAUGGAUACAGUUUAAUUAACUACAUGAAGAUUGUCGAGAUGAGAGGACUCACAGGCGUGAUAAAGUUCGACCAUCAGGGCUUUCGCAGCGAUUUCGCGCUGGAUAUCAUCGAUCUGAGUCGCGAAGGGUUGAAGAAAAUUGGCACGUGGAAUUCUACCGAGGGUGUUAAUUUUACACGGACCUACGGCGAGGCGUACACACAAAUCGUUGAAAUUAUACAGAAUAAAACCUUUGUUGUGUCGACAAUAUUGAGUUCACCUUAUUGUAUGCGAAAAGAUUCAUCAGAGAAGUUAACAGGAAACGCGCAAUUUGAAGGAUAUGCAGUCGAUUUAAUUCACGAAAUUUCACGAAUUCUCGGCUUCAAUUACACUAUCAAACUGGCACCUGACGGUCGCUACGGAUCAUUAAAUCGUGAAACUAAAGAAUGGGAUGGGAUGAUGAAAGAGUUAUUGGAUCAGAAAGCAGACCUGGCCGUGGCGGAUUUGACCAUAACAUAUGAUCGUGAGCAAGCCGUGGACUUCACGAUGCCGUUCAUGAACCUCGGCAUCAGCAUCCUCUACCGGAAGCCGAUCAAGCAGCCCCCGAACUUGUUCUCUUUCCUGUCUCCACUCUCGCUCGACGUUUGGAUCUACAUGGCUACUGCUUAUCUUGGCGUUUCCGUUUUGCUCUUUAUUCUUGCGCGAUUCAGUCCGUACGAGUGGGACAACCCGCAUCCGUGCAAUAGUGAGCCCGAUGUGUUGGAGAACCAGUUCACGUUGUUGAACUCGCUAUGGUUCACCAUCGGCAGUCUGAUGCAGCAAGGCUCCGAUAUUGCGCCGAAAGCGGUGUCAACUCGGAUGGUGGCUGGGAUGUGGUGGUUCUUCACACUCAUCAUGAUUUCAUCCUACACUGCGAACCUGGCUGCGUUUCUAACUGUCGAACGUAUGGAUUCACCUAUUGAAAGCGCUGAGGACCUAGCCAAACAAACAAAGAUUAAAUACGGUGCUUUGAAAGAUGGAUCAACUGCUGCAUUCUUCCGGGAUUCUAACUUCUCCACGUACCAACGAAUGUGGUCUUUUAUGGAAUCAGCCAGACCAACUGUUUUUACGAUGAGUAAUGUCGAAGGAGUCGACAGGGUAGUAAAAGGCAAAGGUAGCUAUGCGUUUCUGAUGGAAUCCACAUCAAUCGAGUACGUGAUUGAAAGGAAUUGCGAAUUAACUCAAGUUGGAGGAAUGUUAGACUCGAAAGGUUAUGGCAUUGCGAUGCCACCAACCUCGCCAUUCCGUACGGCCAUCAGCGGUGCAAUUCUGAAACUGCAAGAAGAAGGAAAGCUACAUAUCUUGAAGACGCGCUGGUGGAAAGAAAAACGCGGCGGUGGCUCGUGCAGGGAUGAUACAACAAAAGCGUCUAGCACCGCCAACGAAUUGGGUCUGGCGAACGUUGGCGGCGUAUUCGUUGUGCUCAUGGGCGGCAUGGGGGUGGCGUGCGUGAUUGCUGUCUGCGAGUUCGUGUGGAAGUCGCGCAAGGUGGCCGUCGAGGAACGGGUGAGCAGCAUCCUACACGACACGUAGCUGUAAGCUGCACAAAAAAUCAAUAUGAAAGCAUGCGAACGAUCCGAACGUAGGCAACCCAAUAAUCACAAUCAAAAAGCGAGCCAUAACCAAAUUAUUCAUGGCGGAAACGUGUGUGCCAACGGAUAUCUAAUUAACUGCCAAAUAAGUAUUACAAUUUAAACUAUUUCCAAUCUAUAUUUACGUCUUAACUAAUAAUUUACCGAAAUUCUACUUUCGCUUAAUGAGAAAAAGUAUUAAACACACCACGAUGCUCAGCUCAAAAUCGAAUCAAAGUGAAUCGAUGUGUACAUAAAUAUUUAUGAGAAUUCUUACUGAUUAAGCCAAGAAAACAGGUUUUAAUAAACAAAAAGAAUUAAUGUUUUAAUGUGAACCAAAAGACAUGCGUAGAAAUUAUGUAAAUAUUUAAACGUUUUGAUAUUAUAAGCGAGACGAACGUUGAAUUUAUUAAAUAUGUGACUGUUGCUUAAUUGGUUUAGGGUUUAGGAGUGUAUUGAGAAUUGGACGCAUGUGAGGAAACGAAUUUAUUGACAAUAUCAAAAUAUCAAUCAACACAUUUAGAAGUGAAGUUAAAAAAAAUUAUUAAAAACACGGUUAUCUCAUCAUACUUACGCAUUGUUUAUGAAUAUUGUUAAUGUUUUAGCGCAUUUGUUGACUUUUGUAAAUCAUACUCAUUCACUUCAAUCAUGUUAUGCUCUAUAUGUCUCUGUAAACUUGUGUGUUGGUUGGCAAAACACCGAAUAACAAACUGAACAAACGAAAGCUACUAAUGCCAUG